Molecule: messenger RNA, 683 nt
Organism: Formica exsecta
Lineage: Eukaryota; Metazoa; Arthropoda; Insecta; Hymenoptera; Formicidae
Exons: 3
Coding region: 39-485 (148 amino acids)
Source: RefSeq, a predicted model, not a curated record
GACGGACGUACCUCGCGACCCGAACAAACCGAACCGAAAUGUCUCGCCCAAUCGUCGUCGUGCUCGCGGUCCUGGCGUUCCUGCAGGCCUCCUCCGCUUCGGUCGAUCUGUCCGAGACCAAGAAUGUCCUGAUCGAAUUCGCCGACAAGGAUGUCGUACCGAAAACAGCGUUGAAAAAUUUGGUGCCCAAUACGUACGUUGCUGGAUUCAUCGGAAAUCUCGAGAUUGGAAGACGAUAUUCCGACGAAACAAUUUUCCGCCGAGUUAUCGAAUUUAACAAUCCAACAAACAUCGUUCAAUCAAGUACUCUGACGCUGACUGUCACUAAUAGAAUCCUUCAUUAUAUUAGCGUAGUGAAUGACAAUGGCAGCUAUGCGGUUAUAUGCGAUGAACCGAAUACUCUGGGAUCAUCCAGGGGCAAUAUUAAUAUCCGCGCCUCUCCAAAUACGAAAUCCUAUCUCACGAUAAUUACGGCAGUGCAUUAAGGAAGCACGUAUAAAAUAAAACAAUAAUGGGCAUUUAUUAUAGCUCGUGCAUUAAUUUUUUUUUUUUCAGGAAAAUGGAAAAAAUUGCAUUUGUGUUUCUUUUCUCGAAAAGAGAUUUAUUAACUGUGAUAAGAAAAUUUCUGUAUUUCAACUGUAUCAUGUAUUUUGCACAAAAAUAAAAUCCCAAUAAGACAACAA